AUGAGGCCGUCACCGACGCUGCUGCUCCUGCGCUCGCCCGCGCUCGCAGCGGGCGGCCACCAUCAGGGGUCUUGCUUCUCCAACCGCGCCCAAUCACGCUUCUCAGACUACACCACUUCCGCCAGUCCUACGGGGCAUCCGUCUCCUCCCCAGCUCGCCGCUGCAGUUUGCCGCCGCUGGCAGCAUAGCUCUCCAUCGUCAUCCUCGUCGUCUGCCUCCUCCACUGCAGGUCCGGCCCGCAAGCCCGUGCUCUUGCCGCGUCUGUCCACCUUCAGACCCAGCAACUCGGCUCCCUCAAAGCCGCGGAUCAUCCCGGCCACCAGCUACUCCACCGUCAACGCCAACGAGCCUCUCGUCAAAGACCGUGCCGGCCUCACUGUCGGCGUGCCCCGUGAGACCUACGCCAACGAGCGCCGCGUAGCUAUCACGCCGCAGAACGUCACGCUCCUCAAGAAAAAGGGCUUUGGUAAUGUCGUGGUUGAGCGCGGCGCCGGCGUCGAGGCCGGCUUCCUCGACGAGGCCUACGAGACUGCGGGUGCCACCUUGAUCGACCCGGGCCAGGUCUGGGGCCAGGCCGACAUCCUCCUCAAGGUCCGGGGCCCCAACCCGACCGAAAUCGACCGCAUGAAGAGCGGCGCCACCAUCAUCUCGUUCCUCCAGCCGGCGCAGAACAAGGAUCUCGUGGACCGCCUCGCCGCGCGCAACGUCACCGCCUUCGCCAUGGACAAGGUGCCGCGCAUCUCCCGUGCGCAGGUCUUUGACGCCCUCAGCUCCAUGGCCAACAUUGCCGGCUACAAGGCCGUCCUCGAGGCGUCCAACACCUUUGGUCGUUUCCUCACCGGCCAGGUCACGGCCGCGGGCAAGAUCCCUCCUUGCAAGGUCCUCGUCAUCGGUGCAGGCGUGGCCGGCCUCAGCGCAAUCGCCACCGCCCGGCGGAUGGGAGCCGUCGUGCGCGGAUUCGACACUCGCUCCGCUGCCCGUGAGCAGGUCCAGUCCCUGGGUGCUGAGUUUGUCGAGGUCGAGCUCCAGGAAGAUGGAUCUGGCGCCGGAGGCUACGCCAAAGAGAUGUCACCCGAGUUCAUCGCCGCGGAGAUGAAGCUGUUCACCGACCAGGCCCGCGAGGUUGACAUUAUCAUCACCACGGCGCUGAUUCCUGGCAAGCCUGCGCCAAAGCUCAUCACCAAGUCGAUGCUCGAAAUCAUGAAGCCUGGGUCGGUGGUGGUUGAUCUGGCUGCCGAGGCCGGUGGUAACUGCGAGAAGACCGAGCCGGGAAAGAUGAUCACAUACAAAGAUGUCAAAAUUAUCGGUUACACUGAUCUCCCCUCUCGACUCCCGACGCAGUCCUCGACUCUGUACUCGAACAACAUCGUCAAGCUCCUGCUGUCAAUGGAACCCAAGGAAAAGACAUUCGGUAUUGACCUCAAUGACGAGGUCGUGCGCGGCGCGAUCGUGACUCACGAGGGCAAGAUCCUUCCACCCGUAGUCCCAUCAAACCCUUCACCUGUCGCUGCCGCUAAGCCGGCGCCUAAAGUCGAGGAGACCGUUGUUGCCCUGACCCCAUUCCAAGCCAAGUCUCGUGAGGUGGCUACCGUCACAGCCGGCAUGGGUGGUGCCCUGGCGCUGGGCACGUUCACAGGACCUCUGUUCAUGGGCAAUAUGUUCACUUUCGCGUUGACCUCGCUGAUCGGAUAUCGUGUUGUUUGGGGUGUCACCCCGGCCUUGCACUCUCCCCUCAUGAGUGUCACCAAUGCUAUUUCUGGAAUGGUUGGCGUUGGUGGACUGUUCGUCAUGGGCGGCGGCUACAUCCCUGAGACUCUGCCACAGUGCCUUGGAGCUGCCUCAGUCCUUCUUGCCUUUGUCAACAUCUCAGGAGGUUUCGUCAUCACCAAGCGCAUGCUUGACAUGUUCAAGAGACCAACCGAUCCGCCGGAGUACCCCUGGCUGUACGCCAUUCCAGCCGCUUUGUUUGGCGGCGGGUAUAUCGCGGCGGCGGCGACUGGCGCAACGGGCCUGAUCCAGGCCGGCUACAUGGUCAGCUCGGUUCUCUGCAUCAGCUCGAUCUCCAGCCUGGCGUCGCAGUCUACUGCGCGCAUGGGAAAUCUCCUUGGCAUGCUGGGCGUCGGCUCGGGAGUGCUCGCUUCGUUGCUGGCGGUUGGCUUCAGCCCUGAAGUCCUCACCCAGUUCGGCACGCUGGCAGUGAUGGGUGGUGCCCUGGGCUUCCUCAUCGGCAAGCGCAUCACCCCAACUGACCUCCCACAGACGGUCGCAGCCCUUCACUCGGUCGUCGGUCUCGCCGCCGUGCUGACCAGCAUCGGGAGUGUCAUGGGCGAUCUCUCACACGUCACAACCCUUCACCUCGUCACCGCUUAUAUGGGGGUGCUCAUCGGUGGCAUCACCUUCACAGGCUCCAUCGUAGCGUUCAUGAAACUUGCUGGCAAGAUGUCCUCCCGACCAGUCAAGAUCCCCGCUCAGAACAUCGUCAACUCUGGCAUGCUGGCCACUAAUAUCGCAACCAUGGGGGCCUUCGUCACCAUGGCGCCUGGUUCGCCGAUGAUCGCCGCCGCGGCGCUCGGCGCAAACACGAUCCUGUCCUUUGCCAAGGGCUUCACGACCACCGCGGCCAUUGGUGGCGCAGACAUGCCCGUGGUCAUCACGGUGCUCAACGCGUACAGCGGCUUCGCCCUCGUCGCAGAGGGUUUCAUGCUGCAGAACCCGCUGCUCACCUCCGUCGGCGCGCUAAUCGGCGUCUCCGGCUCUAUCCUGUCGUACAUCAUGUGCGUGGCGAUGAACCGGUCUCUCACCAACGUGUUGUUCGGCGGAAUAUCUGCACCGAAAGAGACCGAAUACAAAGUAGAAGGCUCCAUCACGCAGACCUCGGUGGACGAGACGGCCGAGGCCCUGACCAACGCCGAGAGCGUCAUCAUCGUGGUGGGCUACGGCAUGGCGGUCGCCAAGGCGCAGUACGCGCUCAGCGAGAUCGUCACCAUGCUCCGCAGCAAGGGCAUCACCGUGCGCUUCGCGAUCCACCCGGUCGCGGGCCGCAUGCCGGGCCAGUGCAACGUACUCCUCGCCGAGGCCAGCGUGCCGUACGACAUUGUCCUCGAGAUGGACGAGAUCAACGACGAUUUCCCGGACACGGACCUCACCCUCGUCAUUGGCGCCAACGACACGGUCAACCCGAUCGCCAUGGAGCCGGGCAGUCCGAUCGCGGGCAUGCCCGUGCUGCACGCGUGGAAGUCGAAGCAGGUUAUUGUUAUGAAGAGGGGCAUGGCGAGUGGAUAUGCCGAUGUACCAAACCCAAUGUUUUACAUGCCCGGCACCAAGAUGCUGUUUGGCGAUGCCAAGGUGUCUUGUGACGCAAUCAAAGCGGCCAUCGAAUCCCGUGGCUAG
Molecule: messenger RNA, 3390 nt
Organism: Microdochium trichocladiopsis
Lineage: Eukaryota; Fungi; Ascomycota; Sordariomycetes; Xylariales; Microdochiaceae
Product: NAD(P) transhydrogenase mitochondrial precursor
Exons: 7
Coding region: 1-3390 (1129 amino acids)
Biological process (GO): NADPH regeneration; proton transmembrane transport
Cellular component (GO): mitochondrial inner membrane
Molecular function (GO): NAD binding; NADP binding
Source: RefSeq, a predicted model, not a curated record